AGCCAAUCAGAGACACGAAACAUUGCGGAGCAACGCGUGCGUACGUACGGAAACGUCUUGGGUUACGUUACGUAAGUUCCAGAGAGCAGGAAGUGUGAUGUGGCUUUGACUCACAACAAAAAUGUCGGCCAUUUUCAACUUCCAGUCACUGCUAACAGUGAUCCUCCUCCUGAUCUGUACCUGUGCCUACAUCAGGGCGAUGGCUCCCAGCCUGAUAGACAAGAACAAGACUGGGCUUCUAGGAAUUUUCUGGAAGUGUGCCAGAAUAGGUGAGCGGAAGAGUCCCUGGGUGGCUUGCUGUUGUGUCAUCAUGGCUUUUAGUAUACUGUUUCUACAGUAGCCGCCCAAAGUGAAACCGCAAAUGGAAACAUUGGGGAAAUAAACGGACAACAAGGCAUGGACAGUACAAUCCAAGAAGCACAACAGGACCUCCAGUGGUUGUCACUUAGAUAAUGUAAAAACGGAGACCCGUCAUCACUCACUGUAACCACGGAGAGAGAGAGUGUGUGUCUGUGUAGGGGGAGGGGUGGGAGCUGAUAGCACCAAAGUGUGUGUAGAUCCCUCCAUGGACUUCCAGGUCUGUCCUUGUGUUUGCUUAUGUGGAAUGUUUACACCGGAUGUGUGCGUGCGCGGGAAAGGGGGGGGGCAAUCCUUUCUGUUAUCUGCCAUUGAGUUAGAAGGAAAGAAUUCACAUUCUGGCAUCAUCUGUGGGAUCAAAUAAUACAUUGUUUGUCCAGACAUUUCAGAUUUCUUUUCCCCUUUGAUUGUAUCAACGUGUUUUGAAAAUCCCCACAAAGACAGAACUUCAUGAGUGUUCAUAAGUGUUAUGCAAUUCACAUGGAGGCUUAUAAUUGUAAACUGAGUUAUAACAAGGUGUGACUUUAAAUCAUCUCAGCACCUUCUUUGUAUUCUGUGCCCUGUUUGUUGUAUCUGGAAGUGCUGAUCAGACUCCACAGCAGACAAAAUGCUAGUAUAGCUCUUCAAGUGUCUAACUGUCCGACAUAUUUGCCUCACAGAGCUACUGAUGUUUUUGAAGUCAGUCAGUUUGCCGCUAUUUAUUAAAGAACCUUUUUGGAAAUCUGGUCUGAGAAGGUUAAUUGUUGUCAUUUGAACUCAACCAUUUUGAUAAGUGCUUGCUGUUGACACCUGUUUACGUCUGUUGUAUAAAUGCCACACUGUACGAUGAAGGGUCAUUAAUUGACUUCAAACAUGUAAAAUACACGUUGAUGAUACAACCUUU
This is a messenger RNA of Acanthopagrus latus (yellowfin seabream), 1240 nucleotides long. RefSeq names its product transmembrane protein 167A (gene tmem167a). The coding region runs from base 122 to 340 and encodes 72 amino acids. The transcript is spliced from 4 exons. The record is from RefSeq and is a predicted model, not a curated record. Lineage: Eukaryota; Metazoa; Chordata; Actinopteri; Spariformes; Sparidae. Gene Ontology annotation, biological process: protein secretion; intracellular transport.